AUGCGCCACGCAUCCUUGGAUCUAGCGCGUCCGUGUCUCUCCGCCGUUGCACUCCCCGGUCGGCCCUCGUCCCGCUUAUCAUCCCCACCGCCAUCCCCGCCCUCUCCGCAGCUCCACCGCGCAUCCGCCCGCUCGUCUCCUCCUCUCCCCACAGCGCUCCCGGCUUCCGCGCAUGCCGCGCCCAACAGCGGAGCGCGGGCUGAAGCGCAGAAGGGAUUGGGGAAGGUCACGGGGAGCGGAAGAGGCGGAUCGGAGCGGAGUUGGGUGCGGGGGAAGGGGUUAGAGGAUGACGGGAGCAGCGGUGCCGACAGUCCGGGCAGGCGCGGGGAAAGCGGCGGAAGUGAUGGGGCGCAUGGGGGACGAAACCUUGCGCAACGUGGGCGCGCCCAGGCUAACGGCGGGUUUGAUGGCGCGGGUGAUGCUAGCGACGCGGCGGCUAGGCGCGCAAUGGAGGGGAACGGGAGUCUAGCGCGUACCACUGGGUUUCGAGAACGUGCAGAUAGGACAAACGAGGCGAAUGGGGAAACUUUGGGCGCGGGCGGCAGUGGGAGCGCUGUGAGGGCGCGCAAGGAAUGGAAAGCGUACGAGGGGGUUGACAGGUCGCAACUGCGGAAGAGGAGGAAGGGGAAGCAAAUUGCGGAGGAGGCGGAGCGGGGAUGGGGCGUAGGCGAGGAGAGCGUGGAUCGUGUGGUGGAGCGCGUAAUGCGGCUGAAUUUCUGGGAUGACGUGGACGGCGUGCUGAACCGGUGGAGCGGGCGCAAGAACCGGAAGCUGUUCCUGCCGUUGAUUAAAGCCGUGUCGGCGCACGGGGACCUGCGCAUGGCGCUCAAGGUGUUCGGGUGGAUGAAGGCGCAGCGCUGCUACCGCGCGCAGCCGCCCUUCUACUCGCACCUCAUGCACCUCGCCGCGCGCUCGCGCAAGGUCAACCGCGCGCGGGAGCUGUUCCGCGAGAUGCUGGAGUGGCGGCGCCUCAAAAACGACCUAACCCCAUGUAUGCCCUCCUCUCCCCCCUCCUUUCCCACUUAUCUUUCCCCUCCCUCUCCCCCUCCCCCUCCUCUCCCCCCUCCUUUCCCACUUAUCUUUCCCCUCCCUCUCCCCCUCCCCCUCCUCUCCCCCCUCCUUUCCCACUUAUCUUUCCCCUCCCUCUCCCCCUCCCCCUCCUCUCCCCCCUCCUUUCCCACUUAUCUUUCCCCUCCCUCUCCCCCUUCCCCUCCUCUCCCCCUCCUUUCCCACUUAUCUUUCCCCUCCCUCUCCCCCUCCCCCUCCUCUCCCUCCCAACCCUCCUCUCUCUGCUCCUACGCGCCUUCCCACCCCUUCGCGCCCUGCGCGCGCGUGUGCAGCUGCAAGCCGGACGUACAUGUGUACAUUGCGCUCAUGUCCGCGCACGCACGCAUGGGCGACUGGCAGGCCGCAGUGCACACCUUCGAUUCCAUGCUGCGAGACAAGGUUCCCUUCCCCUCCAGUCCCUCCCGUUUCCCCCCAUCUGUCCGCCUCUCUCCAUCCAUUCUCCACCCCUCCAAUCCCCUUCCCUCCGUCAACCCCUCCCCUCCUCCCCCCCAGGUGCCCUUAAGUCACGAGGCCCACAACGAGCUGAUGAACGCGUGUGGCAGCACGGGGCAGUGGCUUCUCACACGCCUUUUGAGUCGACUCAAAAGUCACCUCAAAAGUCCCUUGAUCCCCUCCCCCUCCGCCCGUCCCCUCUCCCUUCUUCCCCCAACCCCCAAGGUUCCCCCGAGUCGAGAAGCCUACAACGCGCUGAUGAACGCGUGUGGCAGCACGGGGCAGUGGCAGCAGGCCCUUCUCAUGUUCGACCGCAUGCAGGCGGACGGAGUGGCCCCCGACAUCGUCUCGUACAACACGCUGCUCACCGCGCUCAAGAACGGCCAGCAGUUCCGCCACGCGCUCUCCUUCUUCCUCUUCUCUCGCCUGCUCCUACCUCGUUCCCCCCUUGCUCUUCCCCUCCUCCGCCCCUCACCCUCUCCUCCCUCCAUCUUCCUUCCCAUUCACCCUCCCUUCCAGGUCCCUCCCAGCAGGGAAGCCUACAACGCGUUGAUGAACGCGUGUGGCAGCACGGGGCAGUGGCAGCAGGCCCUUGUCAUGUUCGACCGCAUGCAGGCGGACGGAGUGGCCCCCGACAUCGUCUCGUACAACACGCUGCUCACCGCGCUCAAGAACGGCCAGCAGUUCCGCCACGCACUCUCCCUCUUCUCCCGCCUCCGUGCCGGCAGCUUCCCCGGCGCGCGCCCCGACCAGAUCUCGCACAACAUCGCCCUCUGCUGCCACGCGCGCCUGGGGGAAUUCGACGAGGUGCUGGGGAUGUUUGAGCGGAUGAAGGGCGGGGUGAGGAGCGGUGCAGUGUGGCGGCCGAAUCUGGUGACUUAUAACGUUGUGUUGCAUGCGCUGGCGGCGAGUGGACGGCACAGGGAGGCGCAAGCGCUGUUUGACAGCAUGCUGGCGGAGAGUGGCGGGGAGGGAGGCGGCGCAGGGGGGAAGGCAGGCGCAGGGGGAGGGGGACGCGCAGGGGGAGGGGGAGGGGGAGGACGAGGGGGAGGGGGAGGCGCGGCGACGGGAAUCCAGCCGAACCGAGUGACAUACAACACGCUGCUGGACGCGUACGCAGCGUGGGGCAUGCACAGGGAGGCCCGGGCCGUCUUCGACUCCAUGCGCAAGGCAGGCAUAGAGCCCGACGUGGUCUCGUACUCUUCCCUCAUUAAUGCGUACAGCAAGGCGGGGCGCCCGGAUGAUGGCGCCGCGGUGCUGGCGCUGAUGAGACGCCGGUUCUGCUCGCCCAAUGUGGUGACGUUCAAUGCGCUGAUUGACGCGUUUGGGAGGGUGGGGAGGCUGGAUGAGGCCCUAGCAGUUAAGGCUGAGAUGGAGGCUGCGGGGCUGGGUGUCGCGGGGAGAGUGGGCGGGGGAGUGGGGGCAGGGAACGGGGGUGCAGGAACGGGGAAUGGGGGAGUUGGGGUGGGUGGGGGGGUGAAGGGAGGGGUGAAUGAGGGAGUGAAUGGGGGCGCGGGGAUGGGGGUGAGUGUCGCCCCCACCGCCGUCACCUACUCGGCGCUCAUCGCCGCGUGUGGCCGCGCCAACCGCCCCGAGCAGGCCGCCCUCCUGGCCGCAGAAGCCGAAGCAGCGGGGGUGCAGCUCAACACGACGACGUACAACGCGCUUCUAUGGGUGGCGGCGAGAGCAGGGGAUGGCGCGCAGGUGGCGAGGAUUGCGGAGAGGAUGGUGACGGCGGGGGUGGAGUGGGACGAGAUCACUUUCAACGUGCUGGUGGACUAUACGGGGAAGGAGGGGCGGGUUGGGGACGCGGAGGGGCUGUUUGAGGAGAUGCAAAGAAGGGGUAUGAGUGCCACGGUGGAGGCUGCUUCGUCUCUCAUGGAUGCUUAUGCUAAGACGGGCAUGGUAGCAGUGGCGUACCUACCCGCUGUGGAGUGCAUGCCAUCGCUGGGAUGUUUUGUGCGCCCAAUUUCAUUACCGCUUACCCUCUUCUCUCGUUCGCGUCUCCCUGUUCUCCCUGCCCUAUCUGCCCUCCCGGCCCUCCCCGCGCUGUCUGUCUUCCCUGUGCAAGCACAGCUGGAAUGUGAUGUGCGCCCAACUUCAUUACCGCUUACCCUCUUGUCUCAAUCGCCUUUCCCUGCCUUCCAUGCCCACUCUGCGCCCUCUCUCCUCUCCGUGUGCGAGCAGGGCAUGCUAGCAGAGGCGUACGUGCUAUUAGAGCGCAUGGCAGCGCUGGGGUGCCCGCCCAACGUGGUCACCUUCACAUGCCUCAUCCAGACUGCUGGCAGGGCAGCGUCUGCUCUUGAGGCACAUGCUCUUUCGCGUUCAAUCCCUCCGACAUACCUCCUUCCUCCCUCUCCAAACCUUCCCCUCCCUCUCGUCCCCAUCUCCUCUUUCUCCCCCUUCUCCCCGUCUCGUCUUCCCACCCAUCCCCGUGCCGCCUGCAUUGAAAUCACUUUUGAGAAUUCUCAAAAACGUCUUCCCACCCAUCCCCAUGCCGCCUGCAUUGAAAUCACUUUUGAGAAUUCUCUAAAACGAGCGCCAGACGACGCGGAGGCGAUAUUCGAGCGGAUGAGAGCAGCGGGGGUGACACCAGAUGCAGUGGCGGUGGCGGCGCUGCUGCGUGCACUCAACUUGUGCGAGCGGCACGCUCGGUGCUUGCAGGUUGCUCGCAUGAUCACUGCUGAGGCACAGCGCACGCAGCAGCAGCGGCAGCAGCAGCAGCAGCAGCAGGAGGGGGAGGAGGAGGAGGAGGAGGCGGGGGAAGGAGGAGGGGGAGGGGGAGUGGCACCGUUGGGCAUGGAGGUAUUCACAGAAGUGGUGUACAACGAAAUGCUCGUUGCUUGCAACAGACUACGGAACGGAGCAGAGGCAUGGGCGCUAUACCAACAGAUGGCAGCACGACAAGCGCGAAUAGGGGCGAGCGGGGCAGUAGGGGCGGAUGGGAAAGGAGAGUCGGCGGGCAGUGGGGCAAUAGGGGCCUGGAGCAGCAGCGGUGGUGGUGUGAGCGGUGAUGGUAAGGGCAUCAGCAGGUCUGUCAGCAGUGGCAGUGGUAACAGCCGCAGCAGCAGCAGCAGCAGCAUAACUAGUGGCUGGAGCAGCGAUUCGGAUGGGUGGUGGGGGGAGAGAAUGGAGGAGUGGAGCGGGUUUAGAGGGGUGGAGGAGUGGGGGGAAGGGGGGCGGGAUGUUGCUAGUCGGGGCAGCAGCGGUGGGGGUGGAGAGGGAAGUAGCGGUGAGAUGAGUAGGAGUGAGAGUAGGGUUGAGGCGGAUAGGCUUGAAGUUAGGGCCGCAGGGGAGAUGGAAGAGAGGAAGAGGGGAGAAGUGGCAAGAUGGAGAGGGGAGGGGAGCAGGUUUGAAAGAGACUCGCGUGGUGAUGGGACAGGUGGGGCUACUAGGACAGCUGGGACAGAUGAAACUGCUGGUUAUGAUGUGCUGACCAAGGGAGGAGAAGGAAGAGCAGGGGGAGAAGAAGGAGGAGCAGCGGGAGGAACAGGAGGAGGCGGGGUAGGGGGCGUGGGGGAGGGGGGGACGCGUGUGCGGGUGGUGUCUAUGCGCACGUUGAACCUGGUUAUUGACACUCUGGCCCGAGCUGGCAUGACGGCUGAAGCAAUGCAGGCUGGCUGGCAUGACCGCCGUAGCAAUGCAGUGGCCUGGGAUGUGCUGCUCGUGCUUGACAUGAUGCCGCUGCCGCUGUCACCGUCGCUGGUGCCGUUCCUGCUUGUGCUGGUGCCGUUCCUGCUUGUGCUGGUGCCGUUCCUGCUUGUGCUGGUGCCGUUCCUGCUUGUGCUGGUGCCGUUCCUGAUUGUGCUGGUGCCGUUCCUGCUUGUGCUGGUGCCGUUCCUGCUUGUGCUGGUGCCGUUCCUGCUUGUGCUGGUGCCGUUCCUGCUUGUGCUGGUGCCGUUCCUGCUUGUGCUGGUGCCGUUCCUGCUUGUGCUGGUGCCGUUCCUGCUUGUGCUGGUGCCGUUCCUGCUUGUGCUGGUGCCGUUCCUGCUUGUGCUGGUGCCGUUCCUGCUUGUGCUGGUGCCGUUCCUGCUUGUGCUGGUGCCAUUCCUGCUUGUGCUGGUGCCGUUCCUGCUUGUGCUGGUGCCGUUCCUGCUUGUGCUGGUGCCGUUCCUGCUUGUGCUGGUGCCGUUCCUGCUUGUGCUGGUGCUGCAGAGCAUCCCCACAUGGGGUCUGCACCCCUCAGCGCAUUCAUACAACCUGGUGCUCAAGCCGCUCUCUGCUGCCUGGAAGGCGGGCACGUGCAUGCAGCUCCUAGACCACAUGCUGGCGUGUGGAGUGCCCCCCAACCUGCUCUCCUUCAACCUCGUGCUUGGCUCCCUGCUCUACCACACCACUCAAUCCCACGUCGCUCUACCCUCGCUCCACCCCUCCUCACCCUCCUCCUCUCCCACCACCCCCCGCAACCCCUCCGCUCCCUCUACCGCCUCUGCUCAAUCCGCCGCCUCCGACCUGCCCGCGCCCUCGCUGCGGGGUGAAUCGGCCGCGUCCCAGAGGCCAUCAACACACCCUUACGCUCUUUUUUUGAGCUCUGAUGUCCGUGAAAGCACCAACAGCACGCCCAGCACGAACAGCACGCGGACUGAAGCUGUUGACUUCCCUCACCCAGUUGAGCCGUCGCUGCAGCAAGCACGGUUGCAGACAGGGGACGGUGGUGAGGAGGGGCGGCUGGGUGGAGGGACGGGUGAGCGGGGGGAGGUUGGGACUGGGGAGGGUGUGCACAGCGAGUGGGAUGAGGAAGGGGGUUCGGAAGGGGAAGAUGUUUGGGAGGAGGAAGAGUGGGAGGAGGAAAAGCAGGAGGAGGAGGUGGAGGAGGUGCAGGAGGAGAAGGUGAAGAGGAGAGAGGGAGGGUGGAGGAGGGGGGUAGAGGUGUACGCAAAGAUGCUGGAUGCAGGGUGA
This is a messenger RNA of Closterium sp. NIES-65, 6399 nucleotides long. The record is from the annotation of a GenBank genome assembly. Lineage: Eukaryota; Viridiplantae; Streptophyta; Zygnematophyceae; Desmidiales; Closteriaceae.